ACUGAAACUAAAUUAAAAUGGCGGCCAUAACUGUUCUAAAUCGCAGCCGUCAUAUCACAAGAAACUUUCAUAAUCCUUGGAGAAUAUUAAAGGGAAAACGUUUUGUAUCAGCAGGGUUAGAGUUUGAUGACGCCAUUAGCGACAGCAUCCCUGGUUGGGAGGAUGAUAUGGAAGAAAGCAACCAAUCACAUGAUGGAUUUCAGCUUUAUGAGUCACAUAUCCCCACAUCUAUGAUGCAGAAGGUGCUACUGACAACUGGGUCUGCCCUGAUGGCAUUGUACAAUCCAGCAAGAGCAGAUAUGGUGGCAACACUAGGAGAGACAACAGGAUUCUUAGCACUUAUGAACAUGCACAAAAAAAUGCAAGCAGAUGCAGUUGGACAAGAGAUAUUACAAGAACGUCCUCGCAUAAACUCAUCCAUAAUAGACAUGACUAAGCUUCGACAACUUCCUGAUGGAUCAUUUGGAAGAGAAUAUGCCAGAAAUAUGGACACUUAUAAAAUUACAGCUGACAGUAGAGAUGAGGUGAAGUAUGUUGAUGACAAAGAUCUUGCCUACGUAAUGCAAAGAUAUAGAGAAGUUCAUGACUUUGUUCACACACUGGCUGGCUUGUCCAUAAGUGUACCACAUGAAAUAGCUGUGAAGUGGUAUGAGAUGAUUCAAACAGGCCUCCCAAUGUGUGCCCUCAGCUCAUUUGUAGCUCCAAUUCGACUUACAGGGAGACAGAGGGCAGAACUAAGGAAGUACUACAUUCCCUGGGCUGUUUAUUGCGGAUAUCAAUCCAAGUUCUUUCUAAAUGUUUAUUUUGAAAAACACUUUGAAGAGCCUAUAGAUGAACUGCGACAAAGAAUGAACUUUGUUCCCGCUCCAAAAAUACCAAAGAAACCUGUGUAAAACAGAUUUCUCUGUGUAAAAUAGAGUUGUGCCUUCAGUGCAACUACUUUUCAUGGGGUCAUUUUCACAAAACUGACCAAUCCAGUGAAUUUAAAAAACAUUAUUUGUUCCCUUUGCAUGUUUUUGUGCUGAGCACAGAGUUGCACAAUUGCAAUCAUUGUUUGGUUUCUUUCGUUUAAGUGACCCCCAUAGCAGUAAAGUACUAAGAAUAUAUUUAGGUAUCUCCAAAAAUUUUGAUAGGGACACCGUUGGGACCAGCGCAAGUGUCCCCUGGACAGAGGUUGAGCUGGGCUAUGUUAAUAAUUAAUAAGCAAAAAGAAAACAAAUUUUUUUGUUAUUCUAGCUUGAAGAUGCACUGGAGUCUUUAUUUCAAGCAGCUAGAUAAUUUAUUUAAAAAAAAACACGAUUAACAAAACUCUCUGCGUUAUUAUAUGUUGAAUUUCCACAUUUCAGUACAUUGAUUGAUAGAUCAAGAACUUGGCAAUCAACAUCAAACAGCCAAAGUAUAUGUGGCCAACUUAAAACCAAUGACUAUGCCGGAAUGAGCGAAACCUGGAAACUUAUUCCAUAAUGUAACACGUAACGAGCACUUAACUUUCCGUGAAAUCUCCGUUUCUGCGUCGAUCAAUUCGAAACUUCAACAACCCCACCCCCUCUCCUGGGCAUUUUAACUUUUUAAGAUUGGAUCUUUCAAAUUUCCCCCCCCCCCCCCCCCCGGCCAAAAUUAUCCUUAAAUUCUCCACCCAAACGCCGGAUUCGAUCGUCAAUUGUUUUGUAAAAUGCAAGAUUAACGACCCUAACUUUCUCGUAGACCUUUUCUUCUAAGCCAUCUGCUUGCGAAAGUAAACUUUUUACCUUUAAACACCUACACAUUUAACGAUAAAACAUGUGCAUUCUGCUGGAAAGACUUGUCAGUUCUGCUUCAAAUUCUCCACCCCCUGGGCAGGAACGUCAUUCAGAUACCUGUGGGUUCCCCGGGGUAAAUGUAGAAGUUUCGAAUUGAUUGGGGCUUCACAGUCGGAAUAAAGAGUUACUCGUGUAUACCAUACGAUACGCGAUACAAAACUAGAAGUUUCGAAAAUUACUAAAAUAACAUUGUAAUUGGUUGAAAUAAUAACUGAUAGCACAGGUGGCAUUAUGAGUUUAUAAUAAAGAGAUGUAACUUUAUAUUCGGAAUUCAUUAAACAAACUGCAAUCAUA
Messenger RNA from Pocillopora verrucosa, 2093 nucleotides. Its product is annotated as ubiquinone biosynthesis protein COQ4 homolog, mitochondrial. Gene Ontology annotation, cellular component: mitochondrion; mitochondrial inner membrane. Gene Ontology annotation, biological process: ubiquinone biosynthetic process. The record is from RefSeq and is a predicted model, not a curated record. NCBI's taxonomy places the organism in Eukaryota, Metazoa, Cnidaria, Anthozoa, Scleractinia, Pocilloporidae.